AUGAUGGAUCUGAUAAGACGAGUGCUGCAUGGCGGUGAAGUUCCAUUUACACCAAUACCAGGAUCAUUUCCAGAAGAACAGUUGUCGGGCGAGAAUGGCAACGAUGAGCAGGCCUCGCAAACCAACGAACCCCAAAGGUUGCUUUCUAGGAAGAGAUUCCUCAGCCUCUUGCUACAGAUUCCAUUUGUGUUUCUUUACCAUAUUAUCAGCCUGAUAAUAUUGAUGCUAUCCAUAUUAUCACCGUUAUGCGCCAUAAAUGGAUACUACAGGAAGAAGCAAAGGAGAUUCUUGGACCCAAAAAGUCGGCUGAAUAACUUGUUGGAAAGCUUGAACAACGAAUCUCAACGGACGCUUGUUAUCGAGUCAGAAGACAGAAUGGCGUAUAGCUUUGGAUCAUUGUACAAUCUGGAAAGUGGAAGCCUAAGCCAGGACAUUGUUCAAGGUAGCUACACGGAGUUACUUGCUACUUGUUCUGAGCAAUGCAAAUUCGCAAUCAUAUAUUUACACGACCCACUUUUGGAUAAUUGUAUGGACUACGUGAAUAAGAUUCUUUGUUCUGAAAAGUUUACCACAAUGAUUAGAAAAUAUCAAAUAAUGCUGUGGUUCAGCGAUGUAACAACGUCAGAGGGCCUUCAGGUGGCCAAUGCAUUGAAAGUUAGGCAAUUCCCAUUUUUGGGCGUUCUGUGCUUGAAAGCAGAGAAGAGGAUCGAAGUCAUCGGUAGGAUGGAGGGAGAUGUCCGCAGAUAUGAUCCCGAUUAUCUCGAGAACAUCGUUUCCAAGGGCUACUCUCGACUGAUUCAAAUAAGGCAACAAAGGCAGAACAUUGCUUUACAAAGAAUCAUCAGAGAGCAACAGGAUAGCAGGUUUGAGGAGUCCCUGAGAGCAGAUCAACAGCGCCAACGAGAGCAAGAAGCCGAAAGGACCAGAGAGGCGGAGGAGCAGCACAGGGAAAGACAAAGAAAGCAAUGGCUUCUGUGGAGAAAGACGCGGCUUCAUCCCGAGCCUCCCAAUACUGCUGACAGUUGUCGUGUGGCUAUACGAAUUGAAGGUGAUGGCAGGAGGAUCAUACGUAAGUUUGAUGCUUCACUGACCGUAGAGGAAAUUUACGCUUAUGUCGAGCUCUACACAAAGGGCCUCCUAGAUUCAUCGGAGACGUUCUCCGGCAACGAACCUCCGGCAGGUUACAACCACGACUUCAAAUUUGUCCUGACCACGCCGGUACCCAGGACCGAACUCGAUCCAGCGGCCACCAUCCGAGAUGUUCCUGGCCUUUAUCCUUCGGGCAAUAUCGUCAUGGAAACGUUAGAUUGA
Messenger RNA from Torulaspora globosa, 1311 nucleotides. RefSeq names its product clathrin-mediated endocytosis regulator UBX3 (gene UBX3). The coding region runs from base 1 to 1311 and encodes 436 amino acids. Gene Ontology annotation, molecular function: ubiquitin binding. The transcript has a single exon. Gene Ontology annotation, cellular component: endoplasmic reticulum. The record is from RefSeq and is a predicted model, not a curated record. NCBI's taxonomy places the organism in Eukaryota, Fungi, Ascomycota, Saccharomycetes, Saccharomycetales, Saccharomycetaceae.